AUGCGAAAGAUCCUCCUUCUUCUUUUCUUUUCAACGACUUCUAUGGCUUCUUUUACCGUAAGAUCCGAAAAAAAAAUAGAAGAUUGAAAAUUCUUACAGCCCGUCGAUUGGGACAAGUACAAGCCGGUUAAAAUCAUGAGGAAUGAAAGUUUAACGGAAAAAAGCUCGAGAAAAGAAGAAUGGAAGCCGAUUCGCUUCAGAGUUUUCUACGCCAAAAGCGUUUUCGACGAGUGAUUUUUUUUUUCAAAACUUCAAAAACUAGUCUUAACAGACUAGCGAAAUAGUGUGUGAAAUCGGGAGGGUUUUGACGUCUGAUUUUUCAAAAAUCAUAAAAGGUUUGAAAAGACCGUUUGAAUUGCAGAGAUUCAGACGCUGGUACAGUUUUUUGUGACCCAGCGAAAUAGCAUUUGUUUAUGAGAGAUUUUGACGUCUAUUCAGUCAUUUUUUCAAGCUAAUAUCAAAGAUCUUCAUAGGAUCAAUAAUGGAGAGGUUUAAGGACAUAGAUGCAAAUUUCUAGCGAAACAGCGUGUGAAAUUGAGAGACUCAGACUUUUUUAAAAAUAAUUUUUGCAGUGAGAGUUUGAGCUGAUUUUUCCAAGAAUGUAGAAAUUUUGAAAAGACCGUGAGAAUUGCAGAGAUUUCAGACGUCGAAACAAUUAUUUUGUGACGCGUUCCAUAGAUCAUUUAUUUAUAAGAUCUUUUGAAGAAAUUUUAAAAAAACCUGAAUUGAUCUUUCGCGCUCCAUGGCAAACGAGAGGUUUUUAAAAAUCUGACUUGGGCAUCGGUAACGCGAAACGUUUUUGGGUGAUUCUAGGGACCACUUAAGAGUUCUGACGCUACUAAAGUGGUCACUAGAAAUUCACAGAAACUCUCCGUUUCGCCUUACCAUGCCCGAGCAAAAUUUGAUUUUUUAGCAUUUUUCAAUUUCUUUUUAUAUUUCAAGUUAUCUGUUUAACUAUCCUUUUUGAAGGAAAAUGGAAAGUCUUCAGGCUUCCUAUCGAUCAGACGAAAUUGAUACAAAAGAUUAUGAAAAGAGCAUUGGAAUUUUUCGACGUCAAGGUGCGGCCAUCGAGUGACUUUGGUCUUUACAAAACGUAAGGCAUUUUUUUUCCCAGGGAGUUUUCUCAGCUAACAUGGAGACUUUUGAGUCGAUUAUGGAUGCAUUUUAUCAGAGAUGGAGAAAUGGCGCCCCGAAGCGUUUUCAAACGUUUACAUUUCUGAACCAACGUAGGCCGCCAUGGCCAUUUCUUGAUAAGUCGCUGCCCAGGGCGCCCGGGGCCAAAACCGCGAUGGCAAAAACGCCAUUGGAAGAAAAAGAACGCGCAAAAAUUGGAAUCUUCUAAAAUCUUGUAAAAUCGUUGUUUUCGAAGCUUUAGAAAAAGGUUUUUUGAAUUUCCAAUUUGGUGGCGACGUAAAUUUAUUCUCUCACUAGUCAGCGGGUUUGUAACCAUGAAUCUGGAACAUUUCGCCUAAAGAAAAGAACAAAUAUAACCGUACUUCACAUAAAAAAAUUCAACUGGACAUCAUAUCCACUGAAAAAUUUAAAAAAUUAUUGAAAAAAUUGCGAAAUCCACGAUUUAAUGAAAAAUGAACAAAAAUGACCAUUUUCGCCCUACUUUUGCAACGUGGUAUUAUACGCCAUCGACACAUAAUGACGCGGCUCAUUUCUUCUCAGAGGCCUGAUGGCUGAGGCGGGCAUGUUGCGCCCUGGAGGGCCCCUCAUUUCUUCCACCUCUGCAUUUUUAUUACGCUGGUCCCAAGCUCGAAAAAUCCCGAGCGUACCUGUGGAAUAGCUGAGAACUCCUUUGAAGAUUUAAGCUUCGGAAUAUAUACUUUCUUACCUAUAAAGAAUAUAUAAAAUUUGAUCUUUGAAAAAAAUCUUGAAGUUCUUCAAAAACGAUGGUUUUUGGUUUGGUUUUUAUACAUAAAAAAAUGGUUUUUAUACAUAGGCAAAGUCGGAAAGGAUGGAAAAAGGCUUCAUAGAAAUGUCCCUUUUUGCUGCUUUUUGGGCCCUUUCAUGGGCUGCUGUGCACCAUUUUUGCAGCCUCUCCCUUUUUCUACCAUGUCUUGUUUCCAGAAAAAAUGGGAGGCCGAUAAAAAAAGACUCUUUUUGCUGCCUUUUUUGAGCCUUCUGCUCCCUUUCUGCGGCCUUUUUUGAGCCUUUCUGCGGCCUUUUUUUGAGCCUCUCUUUUAGCGGCUAUUCCGGCUUUGCCCGUGUAGUACCUUAAGGUCAACAGAACUUCAAGUUUUUUUUCCCAUUUCGAUUUUAUUUUCAAACUUUUGGCGUGGUUUUUGAUCUCAGAUUCGAAAUCAGAGUGAAAAUUUGCAUCCAUAAUUUUCUUCAUCAGCCCAAUUUGAGAUCUCCCACUUUUGAGAUCAAUAACGGAACAAAAAUAUUUUAGGAAGGACGGCUCGAAAUUCAAAAAGAUGUGCGCGGGUAAUCCUGUGUCAGACGAAUUCAAUGUUUUCACGGUUUUUUUUUAAAUUCAAACUUGGAAGAGGAAGAGAGAGUGAUGUAUUUGUAGAGACUUCAGAGAAAAAGAAAACUCUCACCUCUCUGGCGUCUCUUCAUGUCCUAUAUCUUGCCAUCACUUGCCUGAUUUCUCUGCGCUCUCUUCUCUACAUGCUGUUUUCUGGUUCCUAUGACCUAGAGAGAGAGAGAGGAAAGAGGGCGCAGACAGGUCAGACUGUCCCAAGUCAUGGCAAAAGGAAUUUGAAAAUGUAACCUUCAUUAAUUGCAGUGUUCGGAGGAAGAUCGAAAAAUUGGAUGCACUGACAAUGAUUUUAAACCCCUGAAGGUGAAACUUGGGAUUUUCAUGAACAGAUUCAACUCUGACUUUUUGGGACGUCGAUUAUGUCUGGAUGAUCGAAACGGGCCCAGGAGACGGGAGCACGAUAGCCGAAGCCAUUUUUUGCAGUCGUGAUCCGGAAAUCGAGUUUUUUGAUCCGAUAAAUUAUGAGAGAGCUUUUUUCCCAGGGACAGACCUGUUGCGGGGAAGGUGACCAUCAUGAAGGACAAACUGGAGAAAAAAAUGAAAAAAAUUUUGAGAGGGGUUCGUUUUUCGCCUUUUUAAUUCAGUUCACCCUGACUUGGAAGGUCACUUGGUGUACUUUGGAGUGUACAAAAAUGUGAAGUCCCUUACAUAAGACGAAAUUUUUGCGUAGGGUUCAGAACUUUCUAUGAAUUUGCUCGUACACUUUUGAUGGAAUGGGAAUCCCAAAUAGUCACUAUCUGGGCAAACGUCUAGUUUCGGAGAUAUGAUUUUUCACGGUAUUCUCACAAAAUUAUAAUAUUCUAAUCAGAAUUCUCGUAAAAAAUAAUGGCAAAAAAAUCUGGCGUCAAGAGGAUUAGAACCUUCAUCAUGAGCUCCACAGGCUAAAGCGCUAGCCACUGCUCCACGACCCUAGCUGUCUUGCAAUGGUUCGUGGCGCGGCCAAAUUCCUCCCAAACGAUGUCAAAUGGUUAAGGAUUGAAUCUUUGAAAAUUAAUAUCUCCAUAAUUAGAAGUUUGCGCAGAUAGCAACUCUAUGGGAUCGAUUCCCAGUCUAUCACAGAUUGAUUGACCAAAUUUAUAGCUUUUUUGAAUUUCAAAACCUCCGUUAUAUGAACAAAACUGAACAAAACGUAUACAUUCUCUGAAGAAAAUAGUAAUUUUUAUAGGAGAAAAAUUUCCUUGUGCAGGGCGAAGACGAGCUGUACACCACGAUCCUCCACGAAAUGGCUCAUGCCUUAUUUUUUUCAUCCUGCCCUUUUUGGAGAGCUUAUCCGAAAGCCAAGUGAGUUUCCUCGACGGAAAUUUAAUAUUUAAAACGAAAUACCUUUUUUUGAAAAAAAAUUUCAACAGAUGAUUAAUAGAUUAAAGUUCAAAAGACCCUUAUAGAGACCACUUGAGCUUCAGAGGUUAGACCCUAAAUCCCUAUAGGGACUACUAGAACUUUAGCUCUAUAGGGAGCACUCUUAAGAUCCACUAUACCACUGUAGAGGCUGAUUUCGUUUCUAACCCCUCUAGGGACCACUAAGGAUUUUAACGCGAAUCAUUGGGCUUAUAUUUGGAACAAAAUCCUCCAGACUGAGUUCCUAUAAAGUUAUCGAUUUUUUACCCCACUUUUUUUUUCCAGGGAACUCUACAAAGAUAACUUGAAAAGGUCCGAGGUCUACCCGGAAACGAAGGGAUCUGGAGUCGAUGAGACGUUUCACGGGAUCGCCUUUCCGAAAUCGUUGAAAGAAGCCAGGAAGUACUUUGACUGCCCCGAUAUGAAGUAUAUCGAGCUGGAGAACUCGAAAUACCCGGGAUCCGAGUUGGGACAUUAUGAAGCCGACUUUUUGCCGGUAAGUCAUUAGGCUCCCAUUUUGUGAGAAAUAACCGUAUAUCUGCUUCAAAUUAAGGGCUUCUACUUUGAAAAAUCGAUUAAAAAAACAAAAAAACACACCGAUAAUAAAGGAAACACAAAAUAUUGCUAUCCCAAUCGAAACCUGUGUUAAAUCAUCAUUUUUCACCAAAGAAGUUUUGCAAUCAAAGUUUGCAAAUUAUACUUAGCGACCGCAAAGCCCCGCCCCUUUUCGCGAGGGAAAAAAGGCCAUUUUUUUGGUAUUCCGUUUUUGAUUGUUUCGUACAACCGAUAGAAACAAUGAAAAAUGAUGAAAAUUUCAGCAUACAUGUAGAAAAGGUUUCUCUUUCCGUUGAAAAGGUUUUUAGGUACUUUCCAUGUGUUUCAACGGAGUGUCGUACGGAAUAGUAAUGCGAGUUCGAAAAAAAUAAACUUAGUUUCGCGUUUUGAUAUUAAUGUAGGUCGCGGACAAAGUUGAUUUUUUUGAAAACUACUUAUAAACAGUAAAAUGAAAUUUUUUUAAGCCAUAAAAAGUUCUAUGAUCGCCGAAAAAUUGAGAGGCGCGCAAAGUCAAAAAUUGUUUUUCUCAAUUGCAAUGCAGCAUUGGAAGAUGUUUAUGCUUUUUUUCAUAUUGAGAAAAAAACAUUGCUCAAAUAAUACUUGUUGACAACUACAAGCAAAUGUACUGUUUUUGAGUGGUAAAAAAGGUGGAGAAUUUUUUGGGAGUAAUUUUGAAACAUUUCCCGGUCGAAGACACGCGUUUUUUCUUACUCAUUUAUAAGAGUUUUUAAUUUUCAAACAAAUAAAGCAAUAAAAUCGAAAAUUCAAGAUCGCCGAAAAAUUUUUCUCAACAAAAAAGGUGAAUAAAAGUAGGCGAAAUUACAUUUUUAUGGGAUUCAAAGAGCACUGUAGGCUGUAUUUGUGCAGUCACUGAGACGAAAAUGAUGGUAAAGUGGAAUUACAGCUCGUAAAACCUUCUCUUUUGGCUCCUGAAACCGUGCCGCCCUUGCAAAUAAGAGUGCGCGCAGAUUGCAUGAGAAUUCGCAAAACCAAAAUUUCAGUGCAAAAAGUUUUGCUUUUCAAUUACUUUUAAAUAUUGUUUUCUCCUCUUAUUCUUAAUAUUUUUCGUUUUUCUUUUCUGUUUUCGCAUACUACAUGUUAAAAUCAUUGUUUUUUUAUAACAAAAAAACGAGGAGCUAGCUUAAGUUCGAAAAAUAGGUCUGUGGUCCCUAAUUAUACUUGAAUAGAAAGUUUUUGGGACAAAAAGAACUUUUUUGGGGGCAACAGAAAAAAUUAAAAAAUGAAAGAAACGAAGAAAAAAGCGAAAAUCCGAAAAAUGGCGAAGCCUGUUGUCCAUAGAGCAACUUUACUGCAAAGCGCCUUUUUGGCGGGAAUUCAAACUUUCCUCUCUUCGACUUUGAAUUAAUUUUUCUCCAAAACUAGGAAGUUCGGUACGUUUUCAAGUUCACCGUUCGAUUUGCAAUUAAAAACUUCACAAAGUACUGCUUUGAACAAUACCGUUUCCCUGUGACUUUAAAGGCGCAUGACCAGAGACAGGCUCCGCGUAUCGAAGUGAAGGCUUCUGUAACUCGUGGACAUAUACAUUAUCUUACCGUUUCGAAACACGAAAUUUUUUCGAUUUUUUUUCAGUACGAAACGAUGCGUGGUGAUGACAUCGGAUUCCCUUUAUUCUUCUCGAGAAUCACAUUAGCUUUGAUGGAGGACUCGGGAUGGUAUAAAGUCAAUUACUCGUGAGUUUAGGGACUUUCAGAAAAUUUGACCUGAAUCUAGAAGAAAAACUGUAGUGCUAUUGAAAUCAGAGUUUUGAGACGUCUCAAAUGAUACCAAAAACAGCUCGAUUGGUUCAAUUUGGAGAUUGUUAGAUGAAAAUUUUGAGAUAUAUCGUCCUGACACGAUUUUAGAAAAAUAGUGUCUGAUUUAUGGAGAGCGCAGAGAGACCCUCUUUUCAUGAUUUGAUCAAAGUUCGUCAGAAUUUUUGGAGAAUUAGUUUGAAUCAACGUGUAUUUUUUUGGUUGUUGAUCAUUUAAAAAUGAUAAUCAGCUUUUUGUCCUACGAAACCCUGUUUCAAAUUUUUCAUUGAAGUCAAAUCCUCCCUUCAAAAUGGAGCUCAAACGGUUCAGUUUUAGCUGGAACAGUCUCGUGAUUUUUUAAGGCUCUUGAAAAUUUCGACAAGUCCCUUUUUUUCCGACAUUCCGACAGGUUGAUUCACCCGAAAUAAUUGAAAUCGACGCAAAAUUUGAUUUUUCGAAGGUUCAAAAGCACCUAUUUGUCAUCAUUUUACUCAAUUUUGAACCGCGCAGAAAAAAAAACCCUGAACUAGGAACUCAAAAAAUCUAGGGGAAACUUUAGAGGCCCUUGGAGGGUUCUCUCUAGGGACCACUUUAACAAGCCCUAUAGGGGCCACUAAACCUUCAAAAAAUGGUCCCCAUACGGGACAUGCUGGUCGACGACUGUUAUAAACUCUAUAAGAAAAGCAAAAUGACUAAGCUUUUUUUGAAAGAAGAUCACUGUAGAGACCACUUGAGCUUUCGGGUCUAAGGCCCGAAAGUUUUUUUCGCCCCCUCCCCCUCGCUGUGUGUUCCCCUAGCCCCUAUAGUGACCAUUCUCGAAUUCCUAAGAAGUAGAAGAAAAAGCUUUUCAGAAAAGCCGAACCGAUGCCGGCUCCUUUGUCGAAAGACGCAUGUAAGGCCGUAAAAUCGUGCAAACUCGGCGAUUACAACGGAAAACCGUAUGAGUAGAACUGCAUCUCUUUUGAUUUUCAACACUUUCCUCUAGGAGUUUCAUCAAAAAGUGCGAGACGGAUCGAAAAGCCUACUACAGUAGACCUCACCAAUCCUCCAUGGCUGAGUGCCCCAUUCCAAAGGUUUUUUUUUUGAGUUUUCUCAGUUUCUGAGCUGGAGAUGAUCAUUGCAAUAGCUUUGCAACAGCAUAAAUUUGCAAGUUUGAAGCAUUUUUCUGCUAUCUGAAGCUUGCAAAUAACUCAUUUUUUGGAAUUAAUAGCCCCUUCUUCCCCAGUUUUAAGAGCUUUUUUUUUGCUUUUUAUGAGAGAUUUUUGUAAGGUUAUGGAUAGCCGUCAAGGCAUAUUUGACCAAUUUUUCAAGAGAUUAGAAAACUUAGUUGGCUGUUUCAGGGGCUUUCAGGGUUUCAGUGGUUUUUAAUAUAAUUUUCCUCGGAAGACACUUUUUUUCUGCUAUCUGAAGCUUGAGAAAAAAACUCAUUUUUUUCGGAAUUUUUUUAUAUUUGAACUGAAUAGAACCUUGUGAAUUUUUUUCCCAGUUUUAAGAGCUAUUUUUCUGUUUUUUAUUGGAGAUUUUUUUGUACAAAAUGGUCAUGGCAGAUUUGACCAUUUUUCCAAAAGAUUAAAAAAAUUUUAGUUUGCUGUUUCAGGGGCUUUCAGGGUUUCAGUGGUUUUUAAUAUAGUUUUUCCUCGGAAGACACUUUUUUUCUGCUAUCUGAAGCUUGAGAAAAAAACUCAUUUUUCGGAAUUUUUUUAUAUUUGAACUGAAUAGAACCUUGUGAAUUUUUUCCCAGUUUUAAGAGCUUUUUUUUGCUUUUUAUGAGAGAUUUUUGUAAGGUUAUGGAUAGCCGUCAAGGCAUAUUUGACCAAUUUUCCAAGAGAUUAGAAAUCUUAGUUUGCUGUUUCAGGGGCUUUCAGGGUUUCAGUGGUUUUUUUAAUAUAAUUUUCCUCGGAAGACACUUUUUCUGCUAUCUGAAGCUUGAGAAAAACUCAUUUUUCGGAAUUUUUAUAUUUGAACUGAAUAGAACCUUGUGAAUUUUUUCCCAGUUUUAAGAGCUAUUUUCUGUUUUUUUAUUGGAGAUUUUUUUGUACAAAAUGGUCAUGGCAGAUUUGACCAUUUUUCCAAAAGAUUAAAAAUUUUAGUUUGCUGUUUCAGGGGCUUUCAGGGUUUCAGUGGUUUUUUUAAUAUAGUUUUCCUCGGAAGACACUUUUUCUGCUAUCUGAAGCUUGAGAAAAACUCAUUUUUCGGAAUUUUUAUAUUUGAACUGAAUAGAACCUUGUGAAUUUUUUCCCAGUUUUAAGAGCUAUUUUCUGUUUUUUUUAUUGGAGAUUUUUGUACAAAAUGGUCAUGGCAGAUUUGACCAUUUUUCCAAAAGAUUAAAAAUUUUAGUUUGCUGUUUCAGGGGCUUUCAGGGUUUCAAUGAUUUUUUUUUCCUAUAGAUUUCCUCAGAAGACACUUUUUCUACAAUCUGAAGCUUUUAAAGUUCGUCCAUAUUAAUUUUAAACAAAACUUUGAUUUUUAAGGAUAAAACUUCAAAGUUCGUUUCAAGCAUUCAUCCGUCAACUUUUUUUAAAACGCUCUGACUUCCCUGCACUCUCUCAUCUCUAUGUGAAUGUGAAAACAGAGAGAAAAGAGCGCAGGCGUGUCAGACAGUUCGAAACAAUGACAAUUUCCCCCUUUUCAGCGCUUCGUUUGCAGUCACUCAUCAGGCAGCGAGGUGAGAAUCUUUUUUUUUAGUUUUAAAAUAUUUGUUUCAGGAUUGGAAAUGUCUGGAGCACGAGAGAAUGAAAUUUCUUCCACGUAAACCGAACGUAAGAAUUUUUAUCGACUUGAAACGAAUUUCGUACGUGGGCGCCAAUUUGAAUUCCCACAAAAUUUUUUGAUUUGUCGCCCAAAACGCUUCGCGACCGCUUCGCAUGCGAACUUGAAAAUGCCGCACUCGAGCCGAGAACACUGAAUUUUCAUAGCCCAUUCCGCGCCAGCUCCUGCAGAAAUGACCGUAUUCCAAAUUGUAUCAAAUCUGACCGCAAUUCGCUUCGAGUUUCUUAUAGUCUGUCCAGAUUUUGAAUUUAAAGUAGAAUGACGUCAUUCGAAAACGCUCUCUGAUUGGUUUAUCGUGCCAUUAGGGGCGGAGCUUCAGCUAGGACUUGACAUUUGAAAUCUGAACAGACUAUAGAGCAAAACUUCGAAAAGAUGUCACUACGGUAGUUUUUUUCUUACUGUGCUUUCAUAAAGUGACCGUUCUCCCGCCGUACACACCAGUAGAAUAUAGGUGCCACUUUUGUCCUCCCGAAAAUCUGGUUUAGGGCCCCCUAUAGGGGUUAAUAAAAAGGGACCUCUAGAGGGGGUAGCAUUUUUACUGAAGUUAGCUUCCUCAUGUUCGUCCCUUACUCUUUCAAAAAACGCCCCUUGAACAAUUUUUGAAAGCCCCUAUGAGGGCCCCGAAUCGUUUAGAAUGUUCAAGGGAAGCUCCGGGGACCCUAAAACUCUUCCCCUAUCGGGGCCCUUUCGAGAAAUCCGAAUUGGCGCCAAGAGUCACCUUUUCUUGAAUUUCAAGCCGUCGCUCAAGCUCCGCCCCUAAUGGCGCAAUCAACCAAUCAGAGAGCGAGACCCCCAAAGAGUAUUUUCGAAUGACGUCAUUGGACUUGACAUUUAAAACCGGAACGGGCUAUCGAUCAAAUUUCCGUAACCGGAAAAAAACCUGUUUAGGCAACGAGCAAUAGCAGAUACGCUCAAGCGAGAAAACUUUACGGAGGAUUGUGUUAUGAGGUUUUUUCGUCGAAAAUCCUCAAGAUUUUUCUGUUCGACAGUUUAUUUGCAACGAUGGAAGUUUUCAAUUCGUUUCCGGACAAAAUUAUUACGAUUGUAAGAAGGAGGGAGAUAAGGUGACGUUCAAGCAGGUUCCAUUUUUCGGUUUUCUGAAAGCUUUGACCCUAUUUUUCGCCUCAGAAGUACGGGAAAAAUAACCAUUUCCGACAGUUUUACGAGGAGACGACUGAGGAGAAACUUGACAAUAAGACGGUGGCCUUUUAGAGAUGUUUCUUCGGGUUAUUUUGGGGUUUUUGAGGAAUUGAACAAGUACUCUAUCGAUCGGACAGUGAUUUGCCCAAAGUACUGCGAAGUUUGUGCUGAAAAAGAUCCGAAAAACUGUAAGAAGAAAGAUGAAGACGAAGAUGAAGAGGAUUGUGAAGACGUCUCCAGUCAGCCUUCUUUUUUCGCUGUCUUAUUCGUCUCUCUUCUCUUUUUUAUUCAUCGUCAAUGAACCUUUUCAUUAUCAUUAAUCAUUUCUGGUACCAUUGUUUUUUAACACUUCCAAGGCGAGAGAAAAGAGACACAGGAAAGUCAGACAUUUUCAUAUCGAGAAAGUAUGAAGUCGAAAGCCUCUAUUUCGGUAUUUUUCAUCCGGCUUUUCUCAAAAAACAAUUUGAUGUGGCGAUGAUUUUUUUCGGUUUUGAAAGACCUUUUCUCGUAAAAUAAAAGGGUCUGCAACUUCCUCAAUAGUUUCUUAGAAGUUCUACUAGUUGUAAUUACAUUUUUUAUUGUUUUGAAACAAUUUCCAAUCGAUUUAAAGGCUUGAGAACAUCAAUAAGCACUUUGAUGUGAAAUUGAGUUAGUUAAAGGCACAGGGGCAGUAAAAACGGGGUUUUUGCGUGGAAGCAGUAUCUUGUAUAGUUUUUCUUUGCGAAUCGAACUAUGUACUCAAAAAAAUUGCAGAUUUGACUAAUUUUGAAGAAAGAAACUUUCCCGCCUUUAAUUUUGAAAAAUCUUUGGAUCGGUGCUCAGACAACUGAUUACAGUAGCCGUGAACGCGAUGUUGCGGACGUCUAAUUAGACUCGCAUUUUGUGAGAAAUAACCGGAUUUCUGCUUAAAAUUAAGGGUUUCUACUCUAGAAAACCGAUUAAGAAAACAGAAAACACACACCGAUAAUAAAGAAAACACAAAAUAUCGCAAUCCCAAUCGAAACCUGUGUAAAAUCAUCAUUUUCCACCAGAGAGCAAUUUUGAAAUCAAAGUUUGCAAAUUUCUUAUAAAUAGAAACUUUCAAGGACGAAAAGAACUUUAGUGACAACAGAGAAAAUGAAAGAAACAGAGAAAAAAGUUGAAAAGCGAAAAAUGGCGAAGCGUGUUGUCCAUAGAGCAACUUUACUGCAAAGCGCUCUUUUUCGCGGGAACUCAAACUUUCCUUUCUCCGACUUUGAAUUAUUUUUUCUCCAAAACUAGGAAGUUUGGUACGUUUCCAAGUUCACCGUUCGAUUCGCAAUGAAAAACUCUACCAAGUACUGCAUUGAACGGAAACACCGUUUUUUACUGCUUUCAUGCCUUUAAGAGAUAAUUCAAGGAAAUAUAUAAAAGCGCCCAAACAAGUUAUAAAAAAAUGUAAAUCAAGCCGUGACGUCGGUCGAAGUCAUUCCACCGACGAGAUGAGGACCAUCUUCCUUCUCCUUUUCUUUGUCGCGACUUCGACGGCCUCCGAUGUUGUAAGUUAUGAUUCCGAUGUGCUCGCAGUACGGAUAGUCUUUGCAGAUCUUCAAAUGGGAAAACUACAAACCGGUCAAAAUGACAAGGAAACUGCCAGAUAAAAGCUCGGAAGAACGCAAGUGGGAGCCGAUUCGCUACAGAGUGUUCUACGAUGAUUCUGUUUUCGACGAGUGAGCUUUUCCUUCAGAUGAAAAAUGCAACAGGAAAAAUGCCUUGAGGAACAUCUUUCGGAAAGCGGCGAGCUUUCCUUUUCCGAAGAGUACUGUAUGUGAAAGUCCGCAUUUGGCGAGUGCGCCUCGCGUGUUUGCACAUUCUUAUGAAAAGAGGUCACGAUUAUAGAAUCCUGUUGAAUUAUAUCCACCAUAAUUUUUGACGUUUCAUUAACCGAAAACUAAAAUUCUUAGAUUAAAAAUAGAAGGAACGCGGAAACGAGACCACGCCAAAUGCGGACUUUCUCAUACUUAGAAUCGAUGAAGGGGUCUCUUUAGGGUUAGAGGAAAACAGCCCUUAUUGGUGGCCCUUUUUGGGAGCUUCUUUUUCAGAUUUGGAAUUUGAAAAGAGAAUUUCGAUCAAUUGAUCCCUUGGAGAUAUUUUUUCAUUCAAACAACGCUAAUUUAUCGAGUUUUUCGCAUGGAAAUGCUUCUUCGUAUAUAGUUUAUAACAAAAACUGACUAGCAGGUCCCUGGAGAGGCCACUGAUCAAAAACCCGUAGGGGCUUCUUUUGCAAAUUCACUUACUUUCGAACCACAGAGCUCUGUUGGGAGCGGAUUUCGCUGCUUUACAUUCAAAGUCAGAACAAAAUAUAUGCGCAAUUCAUUUGGUGGCCCCUAGAGUGGAAUCCCUCCAGGGACCGCUCUGGAGCUCCUAAUUACAGUACUCUUAGUAGUACGAAAAAGGAAAAAUUAUUGGAAACUGCUGCAACUGGCUGUCCCGAACAAAUUUUACUUGCAGCAUUCCGGUUUCUCAGACGAAACUUCUGCAGAAAGUUAUAAAAAGGGCGUUGAAAUUUUUCGACGUCAAAGUACAGCGUGAAGAAGAGUUUUCCAUUUACAAAUCGUAGGAAAAAAAUUUCGAUUGAAUAUAGAACAAUAACCGGUUUCAGACUCAAUGUAAACACUAGUAAGUACGAAAACAUGUGUGAAGACACGGUUUUGAGCAACAAGUAUGAUUUUUACGAGGUGAGCCUUUUUCCAAAUUUUUUUGUUGACUAUUGUUUUGAGUGUGCCGAGGGGACUGAAGAGAAAGGUUGCGAUGACGAGGGUCACAAAACCUUGAAGGUGAUGUUCAAAACGAUAUGAUCCAGUAGAGUAAGAGAAAAGAAAUGAAGUUUUUUUCAAAUUUUUCAAUCGCAAAACUGUAUCGAGAUUUAAUACAGUACCGCUCAAAAAGUAUAUUAAGUUUUGGUUUUUGAGGAUAUCUCAGCGAGUGCUUAUCCGAUUUAUAUAUAACUUUCAGGGAUAAUGUGCAAUAUACUUUGAAACAUAUACGGCAUACAAAGACAUGUCCGCAAUCACUUUGACGCGUUUUAGGCAUUUUUUUAUUGAAUUCAAUUUUUUGUUUUUUUAUGCUUUUAUUUUUUUAUUUGUUUUUUUAUUAAAUUUUUUUCAAAAGUGAUAAUGUUGCCAUAUUUUUUUCAUGUUUUUCAGACAUGGGAAGAACCUCUGGAAAAAAGGAUUUGACAAAUAACGACAAAAGAGCCAUCGUUGUGGGUCAUCAAAAUGGACUGACCAUGAUGACGUUGGCAGGAAUGUUCGGCGUGACAGAGGCGUGCAUUUCUCAGUUCCUAAAGCGUCAGAAAGCUCAAGAUGGCUCUACUAAGAGCCAACGCACUGGAAGACCACGUGUCACGGAUCUUAAUGACGAUAGAAACAUUUUGAAGACGCCUAGAACCAAUCCAAGACUCACCGCCCUUGCCAUCAGACGGGAAGUUUUCUUGAAUUCGCCAUCUCCGCCAUCCGUCUCGACCGUGAAACGACGUCUGAAUGCUGCUGGAAUCAUGGGAAGACGUGCAGAGAAAAAAACGGUGAUUUCUGAAAAGAAUCGAGCCGCCAGGGUGAAGUGGGUCUCAACUGGACCCGUCAAGACUGGAACAAGAUUCUGUGGUCCGACGAAACGGUCCUCCACCAUGUUUCACAGUGGGUAAUUGGUAUUUCGGAUGAUAUCUGGACCCAAUUGGUCUACGAACCCACUGAAUUCCGUCACUUCCGAAGAGGAGGAACUUGCUCUCGUCGGACCACAGAAUCUUGUUCCAGUCUCGACGGGUCCAGUUCAGAUGCUCCUUCGCCCACUUCACCCUGGCGGCUCGAUUCUUUUCAGAAAUCAGCGGUUUCUUCACUGGACGUCUUCCCAUGAUUCCAGCAGCAUUCAGACGUCGUUUCACGGUCGAGACGGAUGGCGGAGAUGGCGAAUUCAAGAAAACUUCCCGUCUGAUGGCAAGGGCGGUGAGUCUUGGAUUGGUUCUAGGCGUCUUCAAAAUGUUUCUAUCGUCAUUAAGAUGAGUGACACGUGGUCUUCCAGUGCGUUGGCUCUUAGUAGAGCCAUCUUGAGCUUUCCAACGCUUUAGGAACUGAGAAAUGCACGCCUCUGUCACGCCGAACAUUCCUGCCAACGUCAUCAUGGUCAGUCCAUUUUGACGACCCACAACAAUGGCUCUUUUGUCGUUAUCAGUCAAAUCUUUUUUUUCAGAGGUUUUUACCAUGUCUGAAAACAUGAAAAAAAUCAUAUGGCAACAUUAUUACUCUUAAAAAAUUUAAUAAAAACAAAAAAAAGAAAAGCAUAAAAAACAAAAAAAAUUGAAUUCAAUAAAAAAUGCCUAAAACGCGUCACAGUGAUUGCGGACAUGUCUUUGUAUGCCGUAUAUGUUUCAAAAGUAUAUUGCACAUUAUCCCUGAAAGUUAUAUACAAAUCGGAUAAGUACUCGUUGAGAUAUCCUCAAAAAACCAAAACUUAAUAUACUUUUGAGCGGUACUGUAUAUUUUAAUCCCCGUCUUCCUAUUUUUCUAUCGUAAGAGUCGAGACAUGGGAAGGCGAUGAUAUGGUCAAUCUAUCCCGAAUAUAGUCUGUUCAGAUUUUGAACGUCAAGUGGUCCUUAAAGCUCCGCCUCCUAAUAGCGCGAUAAACCAAUCAGAAAGCGAGCCAUCCACAGAGUGUUUUUGAAUGACGUCAUUGCACUCGACAUUAAAAGUCUGAACAGACUAUAGGAUCACAAAAAAAAAAUGCGAAAAAGAGCAAGCGCGCCCCAUCAAAAAACAACGCCACGUGCGCGUGUGCGUCGCGUGGCGUUGUUUUUUUCUUCACAUCAGUUGGCUUGCGUGGUGUCGCCGUGCUAGUUUCUUUCAUCUUUAAACUGGAAAACGAUAUAAAACUCUCUUUUCCAGAAUAUCGACUAUGUUUGGUUCGUGUUAAUAGAAGAUAGACCAAGUUUUGCCGCCACAGCCGGACCCUGCAAUUACUUUCCUGGAACAAAGUUUUUUUUUUCUUUGUAAACCCCUGGUGUGUUCAUCGGGAAAAAAAAAACUAAACUUGUUCCGAAUCGCAAGGAAGUUGCUCCGAUACAAAAUUUAUUACUGUUUCGGAGCAACUUUGGGGCGCCGAUGAACACUCUUUUGCUUAUUGAAACGUGUUCCGUUUUUGAAAACAUCACGUUCAAAAAAGUAAAUAUUUCGAAAAAGCUUGCGAGAAAGCCUAGUGCCACGGCGUUCCCAAACGGGGUGGGGAAACGUCAAAAAAAUUUUAGCGCGAAAUUUGAAAUCUCAAGUACGCAGCCAAAUUCAUUCUUCAUGCCGCUGAAUACUCAGUUUAAUUUGCAACGAUAGGUAGCUGUGACGUCACAGUCCUUUUAUCCGAAGCGCGCACUUACUUUUUUGUUUGUAAAUUCAGAAACUUUGACGCCUCGCUCACCUUCCCUCACCCCAUUAGGAAUGCCAUGAGUGCGCUCUCUAUGUGAGACGCGAGUUUUUAGAAUGCCUCGUUUUUUUGAAUCGAACUAGAGUAUAUUAUUUUUUUAUCCUUCUCAAUAGGAAACUAUUAGUUUUUUUAUUCCACUUGUUGAAAAAAAAUUUUGGAAUUUCUGAAAAUAAAAAAAUGUAGGAAAUUGAUGUUUUUAAUUGCUUGUUGGCUCGACCAUAAUUCGUUUGUUUUUCAGUAUGAAACCGAAUGUUGGCUUGUUAAAUGUUGGGAGAGCUACAUUAUCGGACGCAGAAAGUAGAAUAACGAGAGAGGUUUGUAUAUCUUUUUUUUCAAUACUUGAACCAGAUUUUCUAACCUCGAAAAAACCAGUGUCCCUACAAAGGUCACUCGGAAUAUGAACACCAGUAGCUACCGGGUAGCCAUUCUGCCUUGAUGGAAGAAAAUCUUAAAGAUUUGGAAAUGCGGAACGGCUUUGGAAGGUGACUAGGGAUCUUCUCGGGCGGAUUUCGUCUAGCCAUUUGGCAAGAAAAUAGAGCAUGGUGUCAAUUGCAUGAAUAAAACAGGGAUAAUGCCUUGAGCCAUUCCAAGUGUGGCCAAAGGUUUACAUCGCUGCUGUCCAAAUGAUAAUGACCAGCAUUGUUGGGCUCACGAUAAUCGCUUCGAUGAUCUGAAACAUUGGAAAUAUUGAAAAUUCAAGAAUACUAACAAUUUCACUUGAUACGCGUUUCCGAGCCCGAAUAGAAAAAAAUGGUAGACGAUUUGCGCGCGAAAUUUUGAAUAUUUUGUUGCUCGAAAGCUUCCGGUUGUUUUUAUUUUUAUUCCAGUUAUGUCUUCCUUUUUUUUGUCUCUAAUUUAAGUUUAAUCUUCUUCCUUGCGGAAGAAGAACUUUAAGGACUUUCUUGUUUUUUUAAAUUUCAAAAUUAACGACCCGGCUUUGAAGGAAUUUCCCUUUUAAAGCUGAAAACCCUUUCAAUUUCAGUACUUUAACGUGCGAUUUCUAUCUCUCAGGCGAUUCCUGGGAAAGUAUUCGGAAGGUACUUGGAAGGUUUUGGGGGGAUAGCCUGCCGGCAGGCUUCCGGCAACCUUUUCGAAGUUUUUGAUUUUUACCCAUCCAAUGACUUUCCAACUACCUUCUGAAAACCUUACGAAGGCCUUCUCCUCUCGAGACCAUCUAGCUUCCAUUCUCCUUCCAACCUCAUUCCAGCUUUCUUCCGAUUAUCUUUCUAAUAUAGUCUGUGUGCCGAGACUUGGAAUUUCACCGAACGACAUUCCGCUGUUCCACUGCGUCGCAAAGCGUCACUGCGAGCCUCGGUUCACUAAAUCAAUGAUCCUAAAUAAACAACUAACGAUUAGUUACCUGGUAGCAGUCGCAUAUGUCAGGUGGGAUGACGAUGAUCCCGACAUCUACCCAGAUCUAUGCAGUUACCAUAGAGACACUGGUAGCUGUCCUCAUUCUUUCGGAGGAAAUUUUCUGGAGGGUUCGAAUUUCGAAAAUAUUUUGCAGGGCGAAGAGAAUCUGUACAACAUUUUGCGACACGAAAUGUCUCAUGCGCUGUUCUUCAAUGAAAUUUUCUUUAUGAAAGCAUUUCCGGACUCGGCGUAAGUUCGAAUUUUCCCAGUGCUCCAAAAAUAAAAAGCAACACAUAGAAAAAAAAGAAGGUGAGGGGACCUGGGCUGUGUAGACCAGCUAUGGCUACAAAGAAGAAAAAAACAAAUAUAGUCAGAGAGCGCAAAGCCCCGAUCCUUUUUGCGAUAGUUAAAGAUCUGUUCUCAUUUAUUUUUUGAGGUUCGCAUUUAAAAAGAAAUAGAAGAAGUUUCAGAAACCUUUUCAAGAAAACGACGAGGUCCAUCGUUUAUUCAGAAACAUUGGGGUCUGGGAUGAACGAAACCUUUUACGGAAUCGCUUUUCCCAAAGCGUUGGAAGAGGCGAGAAAAUAUCUCGAAUGUCCUGACCUCCAAUAUAUCGAGUUAGAAAACUCAGGUGAUGAGGCUACAGCAGGAAGUCAUUAUGACGUCGAUUUUCUGCCGGUAAUCCCAAGAGUUUUAUCAAAGAGUUUUCGGAACUUGACAGUACGAAACGAUGCGCAGUGAUAUCGCUCCGUUUCGCAUAGCCUAUUCGAGAAUCUCACUGGCUCUGAUGGAAGACUCGGGCUGGUACAAAGUCGACUACUCGUAUGUUUGAAAAUCGAUUUGGAAGAAAAAAAAAAUGUUUAAACGAGAAUUUGAAUUGGCGAUAAAUGGAAGGCCUACCAAUCUUGUGACGCCGGUAUUUGUUAACUAGGCUUGUGCGAGGGCAGCCCCGUCAGUCUGUCCCUCCGCCCGAUCAUUUCCCAAGCCCGGCCUUAGGGAAACCUCAAGCAGAAAUGGCCGGCCGAAUUUUCAUCAAGUCAAACUUUUCGCUUUUUUAACAACGAAAGUGGUGUUUUGCUUAUUUUUUUCUCAUAGAGUCAUUAGAAACUAUGAUUCAACAAGAAAAAAUAAUUUUUCGGUGAAGUUUUUUCAAAAUGAAAUUUAAGAUUUUUUUUUCGAAGCCCGGCCUGGUCCGAAGGCUUUUUUUUAAGAUGAAAGCCUAAAACUCGGCCUGACGCACGAGUCUGUUGUCAACCUGGCCUCACUACUGUCUUCGGCGGAGCGCUUUUCCCCAAGCUUCCUUUAGAACUUUGUUUUUAAUGCAAAAAAAAUUCUUGAAAGAUCUUCGUUAGAAUCUAAUAAUUACAUGCUGAUUAUUUUAUUUGAAAAAUUUUAUGCAAACUAUUUCUGUGCUUAUACAAUUAUAAACCGUGGUAAGGCCAGGUUGACAGAUACCCGCGUCUUCAAUCUCAUUGGAAAAAGCGGCCAAAGUCGGCUGUUGAUUUAAAUUUUCACUUCAAAUCAAUCAAAUAACAACAAAAAAUCGUUCAGUAAAGCAGAGCCGAUGCAACCUCCUUUGUCAAAAGACGCUUGUAGAGCCGCGAAAUCCUGCAAAUUCAGUGAUUACAAAGGGCAGCUGUAUGAUUAGAACUGAUUUCCUAUUGGUUUGAAACUGUACUCCAGGAAUUUCACUACAAAAUGCGAUACGGAUCGUAAAGGGUACUUGGGGAUGCCUCACAAAUCCAAGUUCGCCGACUGUCCCGUUCCGCAAGUCAGUUGAAGUUCACUAUUUCGAUGCUUACUUUGAGAUUUCAGCACAUCAUCUGCAGUUAUACAUAUGGCAGUGAGGUACGCUUCGAUAAAUGAGAAUAAAAAGCCACCCUUCAAUCAAUUUUGAUAAAUUUCUUACUCGAAUUAUCUUUAAGCCAAAACAAAACAAUCUGGUUCAGAUUUUGAAAGUCAAACAGCUACUCUUGCCCCCAGUUAAUACUGUAACUUUUCGCUUCGAGUGAUUGUCGCGCAAAAUAAUGAUCCUUUAUUAGUGUAGGGACCGCAAAGCCACGCCCCUUUUCGCAAUAGAAAAAAUGGCUUUUUUUUGGUUUUCAACUUUCAUUUUAUUGUAGUUGCAAAAUAUGUGGGACUGGCUAGUUAAAUUUGACACACAUGUACAGAAAAGCUUCCUCUUUCGUUUAAAAAAUAUUUCACGAUUUUUUUGGAUGCGUUCUCGCGGAAUGUCGUACAAAAAAACGUGAAUGGAACUAAAAAAAUUUUUGUCAUUUUUUUGCUUUUUUUCAAGUGUUUUUCAGGUCGAACGCACUCUUCUUUUUUUAAAUAAUGAUUUUUGAUUCAAGUAACGGUAAUUUUAAAACAAUAAAAUAAAAAAAUCCGUCUUUGCCAAAAAAAUUUUUAGGGAGUGCCGAAAGUCAUAAUUCAAAAUAUCGUUAAUAAGCGAAUAUAACCGAGUUUUUUUGUUUUUUUCAAAAUUUAAAUCAUGGGCUUACUUGAAAUAUUUCUCUACAGCAUCUGUGCUUGAAAAAAUUUUUUAAUACCCAAAAAUGCUCUUUGAAACUAGAGAAAUAAAAUAGCGGUGUUGGGAAUACGACAUUUCACAUAAUGCCAUUUCACAUAAUGACAAUUCACAUAAUGCCAUUUCCCAUAAUGCGACAUUUCACAUAAUGUCAUUUCACAUAAUAUGAAAUUUCCCAUAAUGACAGUUCACAUAAUGGCAUCACACAUAAUGCGACUUUUUCACAUAAUGAAAUUUCACAUAAUGUGACUUUUUCACAUAAUAUAAAGUUUCACAUAAUGCUCUUUUUGCCAACAAGAUUAACAUAAUUCUUGAUUUACUUGAACGAUGGGGACGUUACAGUUGGGCAAAUUUUUUUCGGUCUUUUUUUAUAAAGUUAUAAUUGAAUACUCUUCGAUAUUUAGUAUGGAUAUAUAUACAUUUUUGCUUAUGAAUUUUGCUUGAAAAGUUAUUAUUUACAAAAAGCCUAAAUGAGUGAGUUGGUAAAUAUAUAGAGGUCACACAUCGUGCUCUCCUCGUCAUCGCACAUUUUUUUUCGCUCCUGAGGGUUGAAGGAAACGUCUCGAUACUGACGACGUUGAUACCGGCUUCUGCCCAGGUCACACAUCAUGCUCUUAUCGUCCUCGCACAUUUUUUCUUCGCGCCUAAGGGGUGAAGGAGUCGUCUCAAUAUUUGCGAAGUGUAUACGAGUUCUUCUCUGUUGUUAUAGUGUUUUUCUGACGCUCCGCCCAUAUCCCUAUAUAAAGGCUGCUAGAUUUUCCACUCAAUCUUUGUCUUUCUCUCGAUCAGCGUUGUCGUCACUAGUUUUAGGUUUCAGUUUUUCGUCAAUUUUUCGUUUUUGUUUUCGUGUUUGGCUCAUUUUUGCGUUUCUCCAAUGGCUCAUCCAACUUUGAAAGUGUACGAUGACAGGUCUGAUAAUAGAAAAAAAAAUAAUAAAUACAUGAAAAAUUAUGAGAACCCUCUAGGCAAAAGCAUAAAAAGCAUUAUGUGAAAAGUCGCUUUAUGUGAAACGUUAUUAUGUGAAAAGUCGCAUUAUGUGAAUCGUCAUUAUGUGAAGAGUCGUAUUAUGUUAACUGUCGGGUUAUGUGAAAUGUCAUUAUGUGAAUUGUCGUAUUAUGUGAAAUGUCAUUAUGUGAAAUGGCAUUAUGUAAAUUGUCAUUAUGUGAAAUGGCAUUAUGUGAAAUGUCGUACAUUCAGCGGUGUUUAUCCCACCGAAAGCGGUCGAACGCAAGUUUUUUUGUUUUUCUGGAAAAUACCAACUUUUUUUCGGCAAACUAGCAAAUUAUAGCUAUAUUAUGAUUUUUUUACAUCAUAAUAGACCAGUAUCAAAAACUUUGUUUCUAGAAGAAAAAAAUCGAGAAAAAAAUGUCAAAAAUGAAUAAUACUAAAAUUUCAGUACUAAAAAAAUGGUGAGCGGCGCGCCACAUUUUUCCGUCAUAACUUUUUUUCCAUCCUCAAUCUUUUUUUCGAAAAAAACGAAACGAUUCUGAGUUUUGAAUCGAAACAGCUAUCAAACCAUUCAAAGCUUAAUGCUGAAAAAAUUUUUUUUAAAAGUUCGUCUGCGGUCCCAAUAUUAGUGCCACACUUUUUUUGAUCUUUUUUUGAAUUAACAGUAAGAAAAAAAUAGAAGGUGUUAUGAAAAAAAUAAAAAGACCGGUGAAAAGUUUGAACGGCGACUUUUACGAUUUUUUCGUAUCGCUAGGGAAAUUUCCAACGGAGAAGUUUCCGACAAAUCCAUUUUUUUCUCUCGGUGAAAACUUUCCCAUAUAAAUCAGGUAGUUGAAUCAUGGGAAAACAGAACACAAAGAAGUAGGAAAAAAAUAAUGUAAAUAGAUGUUUUAUUAACCAAAAAGUAUAAGGGAAAAACGGAAAAUAUUCCGUCGGUAAGUUCCCUAGCGAUAUGAAAAAAUCGGAAAAGUCGCCGUUCGAAAAUUCUCUGGUUUUUUUUAUCAUACAACCAAAUAAGGUCAAAAAAGGUAGCACUAUUAAAGGACCAUCGUUGAAACUAAAAUUGACACGAAAAAUAUUGUAGCCGUGGAGGGGGAGUUGAUUGCUUGACAUUCAAAACCUGAACAGACUAUAGACUCUAGUUUUUUCGAGAAACAACGCAUAAUCACAAUAAACAUUUUAGGACUGGAAAUGCUUGGAACAUGAAGUUAUUCUGUUUCAAACAAACACAAGAAAGGCAAGACAAAGAUUUUGGGGGAAAAAAAGAAAAGAACUUUUUAGGCAAAACAAAGACAGUCUACAAUGGACUGUGUUAUGAGGUUAUCAUUCAAAUUUUCAAAAAAGAAUCUUUCUUCGACAGAUCAUAUGCAACGAAGGAAGUUUCCAGUUUGUUUCUGGACAAGAUUACUUCGAUUGCAAGAAAGAGGGAGAUAAGGUGACCUUCAAGCAGGUUCCAUUUUUUGGUUUUUGAAAGUUUUGACCGCUUUUUGCGUCAGAACUACGGGAUAAAUAACCAUUUCCGACAUCUUUACGAACAGACGACUGAAACAGUGCUCAACAACAUUACAGUACUUAUCAAGUUUUUUUGCAUCCUUGAAAAAUGAGUUUUUGAGUUUCUGAGCAAUUACACUGCCGAAAGGACUGUGAUUUGCCCAAAGUACUGCGAAGUGUGCGCGGAAAAAGAUCCGAAGACGUGCAAAGAAGAGGAAGCAGAAGAAGAAGAAGAAGAAGACGAGGUCUGCGACGACGACUAG
Messenger RNA from Caenorhabditis auriculariae, 22053 nucleotides. Lineage: Eukaryota; Metazoa; Nematoda; Chromadorea; Rhabditida; Rhabditidae. The record is from the annotation of a GenBank genome assembly.